AUGUCUGAUAGAGGAUCAAAUGUUAUUAAAGCCCUAGAAGCAAAUAAAGCAAAAGAAAUAUUAGAUACAAUUACAGCAUCGAAAACUUUAGUUAAAUAUGUAAAAUUGGUUGGUCUAAACAAAGAAAUUCAAGAUAAUUAUGGAAUUGCUUUAUCGACCGUUGUUAGAUGGCUAUCUUUGUCAGCCCUAUUGGAAUCUAUUGAGGCGUCAUUAGAACAUGUACGAUCGAUAGUAUUAUCAAAACCAUCGUCCGUGAAACAAGCUGUAAAAAUUAAUAAAAUAAAUAUUGAUGCAAUCAAAGAUUUAGUUUGCUUAUUGAAACAAUUCAAACAUGUAUCAACAAUCGUUCAAACAGGCAAUCGUCCAUCGCUACACAUGGUAUACAUUGGUUGUAAUAAAUUGGAACGUCAUUUAACAGGAGAUGAUGUUGACAAAAAUGGGAAUAUUAUUUUAUUAGAUGAUCGUCACGAAGGUACAAACUUUUUUCGACAAAGAUUAAUACAACUACUAGCAUCCAUGUUUACAUUCGAUGAACGUCAUUUAUCGGCAGCUGUUCUUCAUCCACAGUAUCGAAAGUUAACGUUUGCUGCAAUAUAUGGCAGAGGAUGGACACAUUCCUUUAUUCGACAAGAAAUGGAAAUUAUUCUUGGUGUUAAUGAUUGUAAAAAACUUCCACAAAUGGUAACAACCGUUCAACCAGCAACGAAAAAACAGAAGACUUUAGAAGAAGAAUUCGCUGAUCCAACAGACGAUGACAAUGGCAGUUCGACAUUAUAUAAAACAGAAGAACUGGAUAAAUAUUUGCAGUUUAAUAUAGAUGAAAAAUACAGACAAGCUAAUCCAUUAUUAUUUUGGCACGAUUAUCAAAGCAGGUUUCCAACUUUGGCUAUAUUGGCUCGUCGUCUGUUUUCAAUACCAGCCACGUCUGCCGGUGUGGAAAGACAAUUUAGCGCAGCUGAUCUGAUUAUUAACGAACGUCGGGCAUCAUUGAACCCAGAAACCGUUGAAGAUAUAUUAUUUGUCAGAUCAAUGGAGAGAUUACUCGUGCAAUCACCAAAUUCUUUUUUUUAA
This is a messenger RNA of Didymodactylos carnosus, 1071 nucleotides long. Lineage: Eukaryota; Metazoa; Rotifera; Eurotatoria; Philodinida; Philodinidae. The record is from the annotation of a GenBank genome assembly.